CGAUCAACGAGUUGGAGGUGGCACUCCAUGUCGCCACUGCUUUUGAGAAGGGCUUGUCUCUUCCAGAUGCCAUCCAGCAGGCCAGCCAAGGCGACGUGCGAUGCCGUGCGAGUGUCCCCGCCAUCGCCAAAUUUGUCCAAAACUUCGGCGGCGGCUCCCAAGGGUUCCCACUGUUGCAUUUCCUUGCCAAUUUUUCCAAACAGUUCAAUGCAACUCUCCUCGUCGGCACGGAGCUUAUGUCCACCCUCGCCACGCUGGACUUCCGCCAGGCCACUUGCAUAUUUCCCAUGAUCAGGGUUGCCUGUUGGGCCUGCAUGCUGACAUCGCCGAGGGCACAAGAUGGAUUCAGCCGGAUCCUGACGGUCAACGACCUCCCAAAGCUCAAGUCGCCAGGGGUGAUUGCCCAAGUGAUCCAGGCUGAGGAGAUGCUCCAGGCCAAGACCCAGACGGACAUGCAGGUCACGGAUGUCUUGGCGGCCAGCCACAAGACCAUAGCCAUGUAUACCAACAAGGACCACGGCGCCAAGGUCUUCGAGUUGACCGACAUGACAGACGACCAUGCCACCAUGACUCACAAGCCGCUCUUCCAUGACCAGGAAGAAGUCCACGUGCCUUUGCAGAAGCUGCCAACGUGGAAGGCCACCAAGGCCCUCAUGCCCAUGUUGUGCCCAGAGGAACUUGCCAGGGAAGGCAUGACGGCGAAGAUUCUGUUGGAGGAGCGGGCCAGGUCAGAGGUCCAGCUCGCUCUCCACAAAGCGGCGGAAAGGCACCAUCUGGAUGCACAGACCAUCGCUUUCGGUCAGAACCCCCAAGGGUUGUUGGCGACCAAGGCAAUUCGCAAAACAAUUCGUUUGGUUCCACUGGGCAUGGUGAACAAAGCCAAGCCGACCACGAAGGAGACCAAGCUUCUCAUCGAGCAUGGCGGGCACACCUGGACGAUUGGGCCAUUCCGCCAGAAUCUCCAGUUCGAAGCAGACAGCCCAGCUUGCUUGAUUCCAUUUUUCUGGUGCAAGCCCACCAGCGAGCCCUCCGAGGUCACCAUGGUGUACUCCACGGUCGUCGAGUCUGGGAUUACCAUCCCCUGCUUGGAGAACCCAGCUCCGCUGGAGCCGCGACAGCAGCUGCUGUUCCUGGCCGCCCAUGCUGAGGCUUCCGAAGCAGACCAUGGCGAGGCAUCCGGAGCGGCGGAGCCAUCAGAGGCGACCCCUAAAGCCAAAGCCAAGAACAAGGCCAAGGCCAAAGAGCAGUCGGAGCCUCCGUCCAAGAAGCCCAAGAAGUGA
Effrenium voratum is the source of this 1280-nucleotide messenger RNA. The record is from the annotation of a GenBank genome assembly. Lineage: Eukaryota; Dinophyceae; Suessiales; Symbiodiniaceae.